This is a messenger RNA of Rubroshorea leprosula, 1151 nucleotides long. Lineage: Eukaryota; Viridiplantae; Streptophyta; Magnoliopsida; Malvales; Dipterocarpaceae. The record is from the annotation of a GenBank genome assembly.
GUUUCCUCUUUUUCCCUUGCUCUCAAGCCUCUCUUCUGUUUCUCUGAUGAGCCCAGGCACUUGCUUUGGGUUCAUCUAGCACUGAAACAACAAAAUUUCAAACCGAAAACAUGGCCUAAACGUGAAAUUCUCUUCUUCCCUUUCGAAAUCAAGUCACAAUCUGGGUUUCUCCUCUCUCCUCUCCCUUUUCUCUCUCUCCUCGGCCUGAAAAUUGUGAAAUUCUCCCUUGCACUAAGGUUGAAUUUAUACCCAUUCUAGGGUUGCAAUAUCGUGCUGAGAGUGGCAACGAGGAACCCCAUGUGUGGGUUCCUCCUUGUAGCGGGAGGAACCCGGAUGUAGGUUUUCUUUUUUUUCUUUUUUUCUUUUUUGGAUUUUUUUCCCUUGUUGGUUUUGGGAUCCAAGAGUCGGCAGAAUUAAAUUAGCUGAUGGCAAAAAUAUAUCCUUUUGGGUUGAUAAGUGGACUGGAGAUGACAGUUUAAGGGACUUGCUCCCAAAACUUUUUCCCUUGUCUACAGAUAAAUGGAGCUCGGUUCACCAAAUGGACUACUGGACUGGAAAUUCUUGGAGCUAGAAUCUAUGAUGGAAGAAAUGAGGCUGAAGAUGGUUCGGGGACUCUUAAUCAAAGUUGGAACCCAAUGGUGCCAAGUAAAGUCUGCACCUUUGCAUGGCUGCUGCUAUAAGAUCGUAUAUCAAGUAAGGCCAACCUGUUGAGGAGAAAUGUCAUCAAAGAUGCCCUGAUGCAAGGUGCGUGUUUUGUGGGAUCAUAACUGAAGAUGCGAAUCACUUAAUGUUGCAGUGUGAUUUCUCCUAUAAAAUAUGGACCAAGUGUUUUGAAUGGUGGGGUAUCCAAUAUGUUAUGCACAACAUUGUAAGGCAGCGUUCACCCAACACACAUGGGCAGCAAAGAACAAAAAAAGGAUGGCAGAUUGUUUGGUAUGCAAUUGUUUGGUCACUUUGGUUGGCAAGAAAAAUGCUGCAAUUUUCAGUGAAGGCAAGAUGACUAAGGACUGUGUGCUCAAGAUGAUUCAAAGGCAUUCCUAUAUUUUGAUAAGUGGAAAUUUAGAAGGUUGGCCUUAUUCUUUCCUUGGCUGUUGCCAAAACCCAAGCAGGAACUUGAUUACAAAAUGCUAUAAUAAAUUUUAAUUAGUUGG